Molecule: messenger RNA, 993 nt
Organism: Mycotypha africana
Lineage: Eukaryota; Fungi; Mucoromycota; Mucoromycetes; Mucorales; Mycotyphaceae
Product: DnaJ domain-containing protein
Exons: 5
Coding region: 28-915 (295 amino acids)
Source: RefSeq, a predicted model, not a curated record
UAUCAGUUAGUUGUAAUUUAGAAGACAAUGUCCAAGUUUGGAACAGACGAAAAGCCUAUAGAUACCUCAUAUUAUGAAUUACUUGGCGUACCGGUGAAUGCCGAGCCAAUACAGAUCAAAAAGGCAUAUAGAAAGCUAGCUAUGGUUUAUCACCCGGAUAAAAAUAAGGAACCAGGAGCUGAAGAAAAGUUUAAAGAAAUAUCAGAGGCUUACCAAGUGUUAUCAGAUCCACAAUUACGAGCAGCCUAUAACAAAUAUGGCAAAGACAAAGAAUUGGCACCGGAAGGUGGAUUCGCUGAUCCUCGUGAAUAUUUUCAACAAAUGUUUGGUGGUGAUGCCUUUAGAAGCAUUAUUGGUGAUUUAGCAGUAGGCGAAAUGUUUAGUGAAGCACAACAAGAAGAGAUGGAGCAAGAGAACCAAGAAAAUGGUAGCAAUAGCAAAAAUAGUGAUGCUAAGAAAAAUAUGGAAAAGGAACAGAUGGAGAAGAUACAGAAGCAACAGCAAGAAAGAGUAGAUAAACUCGCUGAAAAUCUCAAGUUAAAGUUGGCUUUAUAUACUGAAAGCGAAGGAGAUCAACAAGCCAUUGCAGCUUUUCAAGAACAGAUCAAGCAUGAGGCUGAAAAGCUAAAGAAUGAGAGUUACGGUAUUGAAUUGCUGCACUCUAUUGGGGGCGUUUAUUCCUUGAAAGCCAAGCAUUACUUGGGUAUUAAAGGUGGAGGCAUGCCCAGCAUUUUUGUAGGAUUCAAACAGAAAAAACAUAUUGUGAAGGAAUUAUGGACGACAGUGAAAGUGGCGAUGGAUGUUCAGCAAGCAGCAGAACUGAUUUCUAAGGCAGAAGAAAAGGGUAUGGAAAAUUCUGAUAAGAUGAAACUAGAAGAAGAAGUGACCAAUAAAGUAAGUCCCAAUGAAACUUGAUCAGCUACUAUAUCCCUCUGGAAAAUCUGACGUUGUUGAGCCUUCCCUUUUUUAGACAUACAAAGCUUUGUGGCAAAC